AUAGCCUGAGUUGGGGUUUUGAAGGUUAGGAUAAUCGAAAUAAUUCACAACCAUGGCCACAGCAAUGAGAAAAGAGUUCCUGAAGUCAAAGAAAAUGAUACAUCCAAAUAGUAGAAAGUCUAUCGCUAUUACGAAAAAAGCCAAGAAAAUAUCAAAUAGACAGAAAGGAAAAAUGUCCCGCUUGAUAAAACAGAAUUUAAUAGGAGAAAAAAUGUUGUGGAUCAGAAACAAUAUGAUUCCAGGUGUGUGUCCCUAUACUCCAGAGUUAACUGCAAGUUUGUUAGAAACGUACAUAGCAAGAAAUGAUAAAGAAAUGGAACAAAUUGCUAUUAAAAGAUCUAUAGGUAGCAAUAGGAGUAGACAGCAUGCUAGCAGGGAAAAUAUAAUUAGAAUAACCAAGGAGAGAGAACAAGAAGAAUAUGAUACAUGUGGAAUAGAAAUUCCUGAUAUUUUAAAUGCAACUCAGUGUAAAAUGUUAAUGAAUUGGAAUAAUGACUUACAGUGCGUGAAUAAUUUUAAAUUUAUAAGGUUUGGUAAGAAUGAUUUAAACAAAGCAUUAGUGCUAAAAGAAAGAAAGCAAAUAGCUAUGCCUGUAAACAAGAAGAAUUUAUUAAGUAAGUCAGUUGAUUCAAAUGAAAAUAAUCAAUCGACAGAAUGUGUAAUGGAAACAGAAUAAAUUCUGUAGAUAUA
Bombus impatiens (common eastern bumble bee) is the source of this 690-nucleotide messenger RNA. Its product is annotated as translation machinery-associated protein 16. Lineage: Eukaryota; Metazoa; Arthropoda; Insecta; Hymenoptera; Apidae. The transcript has 5 exons. The coding region runs from base 53 to 676 and encodes 207 amino acids. The record is from RefSeq and is a predicted model, not a curated record. Gene Ontology annotation, cellular component: nucleus.